AUGCUCUCGUUUCACCGCAUCGUUUUCGCCGCCUGCGACAGCUUCCUGCUGCUUCCCGCGGAGCAGCUAUGGAGUCCGGCCGUGCGGUCGGCGUGGUACCUAUUUGGCAUGCUGUACUGCUUCGUGGGGCUCGCUGCCAUCGUGCGCGUCUUCAUGGAGGCCCUCGACCGCAUCUCCAGCACGUACGCCAUGGUGAGUCGGCGUGACCCCGAGACGGGUCGGGAGGAGCGGCGGAUGGAGAAGGUGUGGAACAGCACGGUGGUGAACAUCGCUCUCAUGGCUCUCGGAACCUCCGCGCCUGAAAUCGUCAUUGCUGUCGUCGAUGCCCUCAAACACCUCAACCAGGGACCUGGCGUGCUGGGCGCGGGCACGGUGCUGGGAUCAGCAGCGUUCAACCUGAUGGUCAUCUCAGCUGUCUGUGUGGUCACGCCACCUGCCCAUUCCAUCAAGCGCAUCCAGGCCGUUGGUGUCUUCCUCCUGGAGCUCGCAGCCAGCACGUGGGCAUACAUUUGGAUUCUCCUCGUGCUCAAGGUCUUCUCCCCCGGCCGUGUCACCAUAGUGGAGGCAUGCAUCACGCUGCUCUUCUUCCCGCUCUUCAUCCUCCUCGCGUACGCACAAGACCAGCACUGGCAGCACUGGCAGCACUGGGGGCUGCUCCUUCCCUUCGUGCCCCGCCCCACCCCCCACGCGCCCCGUCGCGGCUCCCUCACUCGCUUCAAGAACUACGGCAGCAGGGAGGCGCUCAUAGGUCCUUCUGCUGCUCAGGGUGCCAGUAAGCAUACUGCUGCUGGUGGAAAUGCGUUUGCAGUUGGUGCGUGGUGGCAUGCGCUGUGGGGAGGAUCUGGAAGCGCAGCAGUGGAUGCGGCGGGAGGGAGAGGAGUGGAAAGGGUGGGGAAGAGCAACAAUGAUGGUUUGGGAGCGGUUGGGGGGGAACAGGGAGAGGUGGAAAUGCAGAGAGGGGCUGACGCAGCAAGCACAAGCAUUGCAGGACGGAUGGAAUCCGAGCAGCAGCAGCAGCAGCAGCAGCAACACGAGGAAGCAUCAGAAAGCAUUUCAAUGGAGCCGGUCCCAGCUGAGGAAGGGAGAUUUGGAGCAGGCUCUAUGUCCUACUCCCUCAACGUUCCACCAGCAGUGUCAGCAGUGCCUCAGAGGUCCAGCAGUAGCAACCUGCGGCGCCGGUCAGCUGCUGGAAUCUCCAAUGUUGCUGCCAUGCAGCACGACUCACCCGAUCAGUCCCUCUCGCGUCGUCUUGGACAACACUUGUGGCUGCGCUCGCAGCUCCCCGGCCUCACCCAUUCUCCAGCUCCUGCUGUCCGACCGACACCGCUUUUCUCACCAGCCCCACUCGUUCUCAACCCACCACAGCAGCAGAAACAGCAGCAACAGCAGGAACGGCGGGAGAAAGAGGAGAAGGCGGAGGGGCAUGCGAGUGGAAGCGGGGCAGCUGGCGAUGGGCGAGUGAGGCUGAGAGCAGACGACGGGGGUACUGUGGACCUGUUACAAGGUGGGCUCGCUAGGGAGCCGUGGACGUUGUUGGUGCGUUUGGGAGAGAAGGAGGUGUGCCGGCUGGAGCACACUCGUGCAAGCACCGACGGAUUCAGCAGCAGUCCUGCAAGCAAUCCUGCAAGCUGCACCACUUCUUCUCCAGUCCAUGCCCUCAACUUCCAAAUGCCCACUGCAGAAGCGCUGCAUCUCCAGCUGGAGCUGACUGUGUCUCACCUCCCUCACGUCUUGAGCAGCAGCAGCUGCACGCAUGCACGACGGCUGCCCACGUCAAACCCCCAUGCCAUGGCACCACCCCUGCAGUCCAGCUCAGCAGCAUCUGUUGAUGCUGGCAUCGCAUCUGCGGCCCUCGUGGACCACUCGUUACAAUCACAGUCACCUUGGUUCACGGCAGUUGCUUCACUGGUACCCCCUUCAACACAGUCACACACUGAGUACACAUCUUCUUUGCAGUUUGAAAACACGAGUGGGGCAGGGAGGAGCUGGGGUUGUGGGGAGGAAGGUUGCUGUGUGGGGGGUGACGUGAGGGCAGAGCUACACGUGGGAGUGCGAGUGGAAGCAGAGGAGGGGAACAAGGUGGCGGAAGUGACAAUCAGUGUUCUGGCUUUGCGUUUUGCACUGCAGGAACAGCGUGGAAAAGUGGGGCUGGGUGCGCUCAGCACAUGCGGAGAGCCGACCUCCUCUGCCCUUCCAAGCAGUCCGGGACUGGGGGAGGUGUGGCUGCAGCAGAUAGAGAAGGCAAUCUCGGUCCCGCUGUCGGGACACCAGAGGGGCGUGUCACUGCUGGGUCUUGGAGUCCACUUCAUCUCCUUCUACUGGAAGCUCCUCUUCUCACUCAUCCCUCCACCCUCUCUCAUGGGUGGCUGGCCAGCCUUCAUCCUCUGUCUCUGCUUCAUGGCUGGCAUUUCUUUUUUGAUUGAGGAGUUCGCGAGGCUGUUUGCGUGCACGUCAGGCCUGCACCUCUUCUCGGUUGCCAUUGUCUUCGUGGCUAGUGGGACCUCUGUGCCUGACCUCCUUGCGAGCAGAACGGCUGCCAGACUGUCACCCUCUGCUGACGUGGCCAUCGCAAACAUUACUGGUUCAAAUGCCGUGAAUGUCUUCGUGGGUCUUGGCCUGGCAUGGCUGAUCAAGGCAGGUUAUGAGAAGGCAGUUUCUGGCGACUCGCUAUUUGUCCCACACCUUCCAAAUCUGGAGGUUUCGGUCAUAGCUUUCCUGUGCACCACCGUAGUAUUCGUUAUCAUCAUGGGUUUGAGGCGUAACCUCGCUGGUGGAGAACUUGGGGGUGCCAGGGGAUGGGCUUGGUUAGCAUUCAGCUUAUUCAUCCUCUCCUGGUGUGGCUUCCUUGCUGUAACGGCUGUGAUGAGUCAGCAGCAGUAA
This is a messenger RNA of Closterium sp. Yama58-4, 2880 nucleotides long. Lineage: Eukaryota; Viridiplantae; Streptophyta; Zygnematophyceae; Desmidiales; Closteriaceae. The record is from the annotation of a GenBank genome assembly.